UCAUUAUUCGCCAGGUGGCUUGUGUGUAAGUUAAGGUACGCGCGCUGCUCAAGCUACAGCGUUACGUCCCCAUUUGGUCACUACGUUUCCAGCAUGCUCUGUACCUGGCCUUUCAGUUUACUUCUCCUGGGUUCGGUUUUGGGAUCACCCCUCUUCCAUAAUCGCACAAAAAAUAGUACAAGUGAUCAUGUUGUACCUCCUCAUGCCAUUAACCCACAGGACAACUCAUCCAACUCAGUUGUUGGCUGUGAGGGCCCCUCCUGUGGUUCCUCCCACAACUAUACUGUUCUAGAUACUGCAGAUGGCUGUGAGGGCCCCUCCUGUGGUUCCUCCCACAACUAUACUGUUCUAGAGACUGCAGAUAUGCAAAGUCCCACUGGAAGAUUAAGUCUUUUGGAAAGUCACUCUAGAGGACAGAUCUUGCCUCAACCAUACGGAGGCUGCUUAUUACCUACAUGCGCCCUGCAUCACCUGUCCGAAAAGCUACAGAGUGGGGAUGAGAAGGCUGGUGACACCUCGGACCCUUACGGCGUAGGGAAGAGAUAACGGCCAAAAAGGAGGAGGAGCCUUUUGUCACAUUUGUUGCUGAAACGAUCUUCUGCAUGUAUCUACUGAGUUAAAAAGCAAUAAAAUAAUAUUUACUAUUAAUACUACAUUUAUAACAUUCUAUAAUAUUGUCAACAUUACAGUUGCUGGACAAAUAUUACACCACAAGAGGGCACCCUCACUAUCUAACAUUUAAAUUACUACAUGUAUGGACUAUUAAAAAAGUAAAUAUGACAACAAUCAGAGUUUAAGGUUAUGUCUCUUAUAAAUAAAUAAGAAACCACUUAAAAAUUAUGAAUUUCUUUCAUUUUUACCAAAUUGAAAACCUCUGGAAUAUAAUCAAGAUGAAGAUGGAUGAUCACAAGCCAUCAAACCAAUCUGAACUGCUUGAUUUUUUUGCACCAGGAGUGGCACAAAGUUAUCCAAAAGCAGUGUGUAAGACUGGUGGAGGAGAACAUGCCAACAUGCAUGAAAACUGUCAUUAAAAACCAGGGGUCAUUUCACCAUUUUUUUUAUUAUUAUUAUUACAUUUGCAACUGUCAAAAUAUAAUAAAUAAACUUACCUAAACUUAA
Astyanax mexicanus (Mexican tetra) is the source of this 1119-nucleotide messenger RNA. RefSeq lists its product as uncharacterized. Bases 94 to 546 code for a protein of 150 amino acids. The record is from RefSeq and is a predicted model, not a curated record. The transcript is spliced from 8 exons. Lineage: Eukaryota; Metazoa; Chordata; Actinopteri; Characiformes; Acestrorhamphidae.